Lycium ferocissimum is the source of this 1496-nucleotide messenger RNA. RefSeq lists its product as uncharacterized. NCBI's taxonomy places the organism in Eukaryota, Viridiplantae, Streptophyta, Magnoliopsida, Solanales, Solanaceae. Gene Ontology annotation, molecular function: protein binding. The record is from RefSeq and is a predicted model, not a curated record. The transcript is spliced from 2 exons. Bases 154 to 1200 code for a protein of 348 amino acids.
CUCCACCCCACGCCCCCACCCCCCCACAACUCCUUUUUCCAUAGGAAAAAACUGAUUUCCGUUUUAGUUAUCAAGUUCGUAACCUGUUCGACGAAUUGCCCAACUGAACUUUGACAUUUUGUUCAUUCACUUUUUAGUUCAUAUUAUCCAGGUAUGGAUAUAGCUCAUUGCAACCUUGAUGGAAAUGCUGAUGCUGUAGAGUUUUGUCCACAUGAAUCUUUUCACAAUGUUCUAGCUGCAUGCACUUAUACUUUACAAGAAGGAGAUCAACCUAGUAGAACUGGUAGUAUAUCCUUGUUUGAUGUUGAUGCUGAUUCUAGUCGCCUUAGUUUGAUACAUAGAGUACAAACAGCUGGUAUUUUCGAUAUAAAAUGGAGCCCGUUGGGAGGAAAUGUGGGUCCAUUACUUGCUCAAGCUGAUGCUGAUGGUUAUGUUAGAGUUCACAAACUUGAAUCUUGUUUGGAUGAAUCACAACUUCCUGGGAAUAAUUUAGUGGAGGUAAGCAACGAACAUGUCAGUUCCUCUAUGUGCUUGUGUAUAGACUGGAUUCCAUCAGCUACAUCCCUCGCUGUGGGGCUUUCAGAUGGAUCAGUCUCAAUAAUUUCACUCCUUGAGUCUCAACUGAGCAUUUCCAGAGACUGGAAAGCGCAUGAUUUUGAACUUUGGGCUGCCUCUUUUGAUAUCCACCAACCACAACUGGUGUACACAGGUUCAGAUGACUGCAAAUUUAGUUGCUGGGAUAUGCGAGAUGAUCCCUCUAACUUAGCAUUCCAAAAUAGGAAAGUUCACACAAUGGGGAUUUGCUGCAUUACUAAGAGCCCAAGUGAUCCUUAUACCUUACUCACCGGUAGCUAUGAUGAACACCUAAGGGUAUGGGACGUAAGAUCAAUUGGAAAACCUGUAAACGAGACAUCAAUCUCCUUGGGUGGAGGGGUUUGGAGAAUUAAGUACCAUCCUUCUGUACCUGACCUAGUCUUGACUGCUUGUAUGCAUAACGGAUUUGCAGUUGUCAAGGUUAAAGAUGAUAAAGCUGAAGUACUUGAAACCUAUAAUAAACACGGUUCCUUGGCAUAUGGAGCAGAUUGGCAAAGAGGUUGUUUAGGGGGGAAUGGUAUGAAGAAGAAGAAUGUCAUUGCUACUUGUUCAUUUUAUGACCAGCUCCUUCGCGUAUGGAUGCCAGAAGGUGAUAUUCCAGAAUGACUCCCAACUCUUAUUCAAAGCCCAUCUACACACUCCAGUUGCUUCCUUUUGAGCUAGUCAAGCAGGUGUUGAACACGGACUGAGACUCUCACGCCUGUGUCCUAGAAUGUGCUUUACAGGAACACAACCAAAACCAAAGUCAAAUAUUUUUAUUUCUUGUUAACCAGCAUUUUAAUUAAUUGUUUUUUCAGGUGUUACUGUUGAACUUUUGGCCAUGUAAUUUAACUUAUAGUUUGGGAUGAGAAGAAUUACUAAAGUUACAAAAUGCUUAUGUUGUAGUAUUAUUCAUAGUUUGG